Molecule: messenger RNA, 1803 nt
Organism: Episyrphus balteatus (marmalade hoverfly)
Lineage: Eukaryota; Metazoa; Arthropoda; Insecta; Diptera; Syrphidae
Product: coiled-coil domain-containing protein 63
Source: RefSeq, a predicted model, not a curated record
UACUAAAUUUUAUCUUUCAAAUUAGAAUUGACUUUUCUGAAAUUUAAUUUAAAAACUUUAUCUAGAAAACAUUCAUAAAUCCUUAAAAAUGAAUGACGAACUCAAAAAAAAUCGUCAAAACCUAACUCAAACUUAUCUUAACCAUCAACGUGAGCUUAUCAGACAACAAAGAAAAUAUAAAAAAAUUAUAAGUACAAAAUAUACAAGUCGCAAAGAAUCCAUCGGUAAAGCUAGCUGCCUAAAGAACAUUGAACUUUUAAAAGCUGAAAAAGCCGAUAUUAGAGCUCAAUUAUGGGUAGCCAAUGGUCUAACACAUCUCCGUCAAAAUGAUAAUCGUCUUAAAAACAUAAAAUGUCAUGUUUCUUGUCAAGAAAAACUAACAGCUGAUAAUAAAAAAAUCAAGUCACAAAUCAAGCGAGUAAACAAGUCAAUCUAUGAUCUCAAUAGAAAGACAAUUCCCGAUAACCAGCAUCAAGCUCAUGUUUUGAAAGUUCGUCGAACAAAAGAAAUUUUAGAAAAUCAACUUGAUGUUGGAAUAAAACGAGAGUGUAACAUUGCUGCUUCAAGUCAACUUCUUCGAGAAGAUGUUGUCCGGAUGAUCAAUUUUAGGGAAUUCUUUAACGAUCUUUACAGUAAGAUGAUUCAACAGCUGAAAAGUGAUAAUAAAUAUCUGAAUGAUCUGAUUGAACAUGCACAAUUAACUUUUGAAAAUGGAAUAAAUGUUUAUGAGAAAAUAAUUGCAAUUAAUAAAAAAGAAGCUAACGAUCGAGAGGUUAGAAAAGUUGAAAUGCAAGGUAUCACAAGAAAAACCGCGCAAGACAACGAAAACUUUGAUUUUUUGUCGAAAAAAGAUCAAAAACGUGAUUUAUGCGACCUCGAACCAAGGGAAUACAAACGGCGUGAUCUUUUCAAAAAAGCCCAUGGCAAAAAAAUUCGAUUGUACGAAAGUGUAUUGGAUAGGAUCCUUCAGCACUCAAAUACACAAACUAUUGAUAAAGUGAUUGACAACUUCCAACAGCAAGAAAGUCUUUAUUACUCGUAUUUCAAUUAUGCCAAUGAAAAGAACUUCCAUAUCACAAUGCUAAAUACAAGUUUGAACGAUCUCUAUCAGCAAAUUGAAGGCCUACGAACUAGAAACAAAAACACACUAGAUCACCAAAUUGAAUCAAUAAUUGAUUUGGAGGAAAAGUUACGUGCUCAACUAAAAACUAAUCUUGCAUACGAAGAAAAGAGAAACAAUUGUGAUAAGACCUUAGCAGGAUAUUUUAAAGAAAUUCAAAACAUAUUCUUGCUAUGUCGAACCGAUGCAAGUCCAAUGCAAAAUCUUUUAGGAGAUCAUUCCAAAGUAAAUAUGAUGAAUGUUAAAGAAUUUUUCCAAAUUCUUGAAAAACGUUUGAAUCAGAUUGUUGCAAGAGUUUACAUUUUGCAAAGAAAGGACCCAAAAAUACGACCUGGUCAUUAUGUUGUUCGAAAUAUUGAGAAAAUAGUGGAACAACCGACGAAACUGGACAAUAUUGUCUUUGCACAACAAUGUCCUGAAUGUGCUGAAGGUGAAGCGGUCAAUACAGAUGGUACUGCAGUGCUUCAAUCAUUACAAGAAAUUCGGAAGAAAUUACAUGAAAAAGUCGUUCAGCCAGAAAUGCAAUAUCGAUUGCAUAGUUUGAGUGAAUGCCGUUUGCAGCGAUCGCGAAUGUUGGCAAAUAGUAAAUUGAAUGAUAAAUAAAUUUUGCGAAGGUUUUUGCAAAUUUUUGUAGUUUUAAAAUUUUUGGAAUUUUUAAUAAAAGCUAUUAGGUAUAUUAGGUA